AAAGAUUAUCUCGCCGCUGUCGUCGGCUUGCGCGAUUGCAAACGAUAUUUGACUUGCGCUAUUUACGGGUUUCGCACCGCGAAUAAAACUGAAGGUCUCUUUCGCGGUAAAGCUGCGGCGGUGGCUUCACAACGGAUCGGCGGGCCACCGAGUGACGAGAAAAUCGUGGGCCCGCCCCGAAACGGGUCGAUGAUACGGAGCCGUCGGCGACAGCACGGAGCGCGCUGCGCUUUGCCACUGCAACGUGCAUUCUGCUACAGGACGUUUCGUAGGGCACCUCUGGCUUGCAACACUUCGUCGUCGCGCGCGUACGCGAGUCUCCGAAUGCUUGAGCAACGCAGGAAGUCGGCGUAACCGCUACGUCCUUCGGCACAAGCUCAUCUUAACGUGUACGCUGUGCUCGUGUCCACGAGUGGUGCAAGAGUAAAGAGCAUCGGCCAUGACAGUGACAUACACGGCUGAGGUGGCCACGUCCAGAGGAUUCGGCUGCUUCUGGAGAUUGCUUCUCAGGUGGCGGGGCAGCAUCUACAAGCUGGUGUGGCCGGACCUAUGCGUCUACUUGCUCGCCUACUAUGUGCUCAACCUGCUCUACAGAUUCGCCCUCAGUGAUGACAACAAACUUUUCUUCGAGCAGGUGUGCGUCUACUGCGGCAACUUCGCCGACCUGAUCCCGGUGUCGUUCGUGCUCGGAUUCUACGUGUCGGUGGUGGUCAAGCGCUGGUGGGACUGCUUCUCCGCCAUCCCGUGGCCCGACUCGCUCGCGUUCUUCGUCAGCACUUUCCUGCACGGACAGGACGAACGCGGUCGGCUGAUGCGUCGCACCAUCAUGCGCUACGCCAACCUGUCGUCCAUCAUCACCCUGCGCUGCAUCAGCCCGCCCGUCAAGAAGCGCUUCCCGACGCUGGACCACCUCGUCGAUGCCGGCCUGCUGCUAGGCAACGAGCGGGAGGUGUUCGAGCAGCUGAAGACCAACCACUCGACGUACUGGAUGCCCCUGGUCUGGGCCUCAAGCAUCGCCUCGCGGGCACGCAAGGAGGGGCGCAUACGGGACGACUUCGCGCUCAAAACAGUCGUAGACGAGAUCGCCCGCUACCGAGGCAACUGCGGCAGCCUGUUCAACUAUGACUGGAUUAGUAUACCUCUCGUCUACACUCAGGUGACGACUCUAGCCGUGUACACGUUCUUCCUGGCGACGCUGUUCGGCAGCCAGGGCCUGAACCCGGAGGCUGGCUACAAGGGUCACGAGAUCGACCUUUACGUUCCGAUAUUCAACUUCCUGCGCUUCUCCUUCUACAUGGGUUGGCUUAAGGUUGCAGAGACACUGGUGAAUCCCUUCGGUGAAGAUGACGACGACUUCGAGAUGAACUAUGUCAUCGACCGAAAUAUUCAGGUAUCUUAUCUCGUGGUGGACGAGAUGCACCAGAACCAUCCGGAGCUGCUCAAGGACCAGUACUGGAACGAAGUGCUCGCGCCAGAACUUCCUUACACGCUGGCAUCGAGCCGAUUCUACUGCUUUCCUCACCAGGGCUCGACCGCGUGCAUGAUCAUUCCACCUGGACAGGCAAGCGUGGUUUCUCGGGACAAGCUGGCGGGGACGCCUCAAAGGAUCGACAAAAAUCAGGGCCCCGAGGACGAAGAGGGUCGUUCGGCGUCACGCGGCCGCCCAGUGCCCAAACCCGGCACCGUGUCUCGAGGUGGCAGCAUGGCCGCUCCGCCUUGGAGAUGGCCGACCGCGCCCAGCUGGGCGGGAAGGCUGAGCAGGCUCAUCGGAAGGAGGGACUCGUCCACCACACGGGCGUCCGAGGCGCCCUCUAUGCGGAGUGACUGCGACAGCGACCGGACGACCGAGAGGAGAGCGCCCUUCUCGCCAGAGGCAGGCUCGAUCAACAGCCGGGCAUCUACGGCGCCCGCUUCGCCACGGCCCCUCUCAGCUGAUCAGGAGGAGGACAUAUUUCGCUUGUCGGAUCUCUUCUUGGCUGGCUCUCGGGCUCAAUCGUCACCAAGGGAGCCUUCCCGGCGUGCAUCGCGAGAGGGUUCGACCACGGCAGUUAGUCCUGGCGUGAACGAGGCGCUGGACUUGUCCAGUGGCAACGAGGGAAAUAUAGCGCGAUCUUCGUCGACUGAGCCAUCCACAGUACUCUACAUGGAUGCCGGCUCGUCGGCUGACGAAGGCCAAGAGCAUAGCGAUCUCGAAGAGGACCCGCGGACUCCCUCGGCCGACACGCCACACACUGAAAACGCAAACAACGGCUCGUCCAGCCUCUCCACGACGCUGUCCAAGGCGAUGCCCAUUCCGUCCUCGGGACCACCGAGGUCUCUCGGUCACGGCGGGUACGCUGCCACGCACUCCGGAAGGGACCACGUUCGAUCGGGCCGGCCGAGGCGCUCGACUUCCCUGGACCGACCGUCAAUGCCUGGGGACAUUUACGAACUCAAAAAGAGGCUCAGGCAGCAUGUGGGGCCUGUCGCUAUGCCCGGCAGGGAAUCUGUACAAGACAGGUCGCGGGCCCACAUUGCAGGCACCCACGUUUAGCGCAUGCUCGCUCGUAGCUAGGAGUACGUCUUGCGAAGCGUUUUCAUUUGCGAGCGCUUUUUUACUGCGAACAGUAGCUACGACGUAGGAAAUAUGAGCUCAUUGUGCUCCAUCAGCCGCCACUCUUGGUGUCCGGGACGGCACGGUGUAAUUCUGUAAAGGCCGAGACCCAUAUGACGUUGCUGCCGGCGUCGGCUGGCGCUGCGUUUGUGAGCGUGGACGCGGAGCGAGAUGACAAGCCGAAAGGACAAUGAGGGGAUAUGCCAUAUCUCGGCGCCAGGGUGUUUAUCGGGCCAGCAAAUAGCAUUAUCAGCGUUUAUAUGAAUGCGGAAGUAGCGCAUUGCAUUUCGUGGGUCAUCGCAGUAUUGCCGUGCAGACGGCGUUUAUAUGCGGCCUUUCCGCUUCGUUCGAAACAAGCCCGAACCUGUUUUUCGGCGAGUGCGAUUGGCUUAUGAGUGGAAGAGAACACACACCGAGCGCCGUCUCACUUUUUUUUUUCUCUGUCCAUCAAUGCGACCCACCAGCAAUGCAUCGCCGCUGGGGACUGGCGUGUCUGGAAAAUACACUUUGCUGGCGCAUUAAAGCGAUUCGCCCUCCAAGAGCCUUACUGCUGUUUACAUUGUUGCGAUGCGCUGGAAAUGCAAUGCGAUGCGCCAUUCGUCGCGUAUAUGUGAACGCGGCUGUUGGGUCAGUCGGCGUCGACGCGUAGGAACGCGACAAGCUGCCAGGUAUCUCCACCGGCGCCGAGGUAUUACAUGUCCGGCCAGCUCAUUAUCUGACCUUACCGGUUCAGGCCUCGGCGUCACGUCUUAGUGUCUCGCUCCGCGUCGGCGCCGGUGCAAACGUUGAAUGUGGGUUGGGCUCGGAGCAACUGACCUGGGAUGACAACGAAGACCGUGCGUUUUCACGCUCAGCGUUCUAACCUGAAUGACACAGCCACAUUGCACAAACGCGCUUGUAAGCGCACAUGGUUUUCCUUCGGGCUCAUCUAGUGCAAGGUGAGUGGGAUAUUCUGUGAUUCAUUAUUGUGAGCGCACAGCAUGAAGGCGAAUCCAGAACGUAGACAGUCAAGCAUGUCUACGUCCUCGUUUUGCGUUUUUUGCUGCAUACACACGAUAAUGGAUCAUCAUUUCGCCAUAUCAGACAGUUAGCCAGGGACUCGGUGCGUGAAACGGUGGUCAACGUCCGUUAUGACACGUUCUUCCUUCGCUGAGUGGCCUUCGAAAUGCGCUUUAGUAAGCCGUCCUCGUGGCGUCGAGCUGGCUAUGAGUGGCAGGUUCGUGAAGUUAAUACGCGAAAGGAAGAAAGCAAGAUAAAUGCGCCGUGACAAAAUUUGAGUUCAGUAAAAUUUAGCUCAUUAGAGGCCUGGCGACCAGAGGAUGUCGUGCAUGUUUCGCUUAUAAAUCGAUGGCAUUGAGCAUGCGAUUUCCUGUUUCAGUGUACUCUUUUCCAUUUCCACCGCAACUCGCCGCCUGCUGUUGCUUUGAUUGGCUUGCGUAGCGGAGAAUGUUUCAACGCCGGCCAAUCAACGCUUUGGACCCUGUUACUGGCAAGUAGACUCGUUAAAGAAAGUCCUUAGAGCGUUGAAGGGUAAAAAGGAUGGCGGCGAGACAAACGGAUGACGCUACGUUCACACUACGCACGGGCCUGACGCGCGGUUACUGUUCAGUUGAAAUUCAAUGGUUCCGUAUUAUGCGGUAAGCUUCUGAGCAUUGUCUAGGAGUGCGGCUGACAACAUAGUUCUAUGUGUUAUAGUGGAAGGCGGAGGUGUCCGCUCGGUCUUGUGGGAGUUUGUAAACGUACAGUAGAAUCUCGGACUUAUAGCUGUUGUUCGCAGUAAUUAAGUUAAAAAAGCCCAGGAUUGAUGGAAUUGGUUGACCCAUUUCGUCGUGGGCUGCUCCGCCGGUUGUCAUAUCACAUUCUCCAUCAAUUAGGUAGUGGUUUAUUAUUGUUUUCUUGUCCGGAAUUGUUGUUCUCGUGUCAAAAUAGUGAGGCUUAAUUAGUGUACGCCAUCACAGACUUGCGCUUUUCGUAUUCCAUGACAUCAUCCACAAGAAGGAAAAGCCUAUUAACAUAUAUUAGGCCCAAAUUAACGGCCUAGAAACGGUAGGUACUACGUUUAGAGGCAACGACUACUUAGUGUUUAGGAAAGCUUAAAGGUUCACAGUUAGCAGUUUUCUUCAACGAAAGGGACAGGAGUUCACUGUUUGGCAGACACUGAAUCAUUGCCAGUUGAGGGCUCUCAUUCUUCACCUCGGCUGGAAUUUACACACCGUGGGGACGUUCUAAUUGCAAAGUACCGCUACACUUGCGAUAUACACGGCAAAAUUCUAUCCAUGGAAACCCCCCUUCCAGACUCUCAAAUUGCUUUUACUACACGGGAAAUUUGAUAAAAGCGUUUGAUCUCGAUUAGCGACUAAGGGGUGGUCGGUGGCACGCGACUGUCAGAUGUGUCGUCAGAAAAAAACGAUCCCACACGUACUAACGCCGACGUUUAAUAGGAGCACUACUGCUUGGAGCCAUAAUAAUGUGAUGAGCGUAUACUCGAUGGCAUCUACCACUAGUAAAACACCGUAUUCAGAUCACGGGGAAGCAGUAUUAGUUAAUAAGGGGAAGCCGUGCCUCUGUGUCAAGUCCAAUUUGCCUAUUCGAAUACAUGUAAACGAAGAAAUACCCUUGCUACAGAACCGCGAGACAGUUCUGAAUGAAAUUUGACGACAAAAGAAAAGGCUAAGUUUAUAGCAACUUAAACGGGCGAUAAGAGAAAAAAAGCUUGAUUGAAGGCCACAAAAUUUUUCUCAUGAAAUUGCGGGAAAUUCAUAACAUCAAAUGAGUUUAAACUGAAGAACAAAAUUAAAGAUUCUGAUCUCAGUAGCAAAAGAAAUAUCGGUUUGUCCACUUCAUCAGUUACAGCAUCUGAAGAGAACAAAUAUGUUACAUAAAAUUGCAUCCUAUGUGGAAUUAUUGCUGUGUUCACAAGGGUACUGCAAAAUCUUUACUCGAAAAACAGUGACAUAAUAAUGAUGGGCGUUAAAUAUAGAAUGUUUAUCUCACAUGUUUCCAUAGCUGUAGUUUACGAAACUGUGGCAUUUUUUUAAUUUGGUAGUUCAAGUUGUAAACAUGAUGCUGAAGUUCCAUGGCCUUUUUGAAGAUUUUGUGUAACAAGACCAUCGACGAAAUCACCAAUUCACUCGAUACUGUUGGCAGAUAUGAAUUUUCGCCUUCAGGUGCAAUAAAUCUCAUCAAAUUUGGCGCAGUGGCUGCCGAGAACAACUUUCUCGCUGCAAUGUAUUUAGAUAGGCGCUCCCGACGCAAAAGCGUCUUCUUAAGCACAGUGCCCGUUACGUUGGUGUAGAACAAUCCUUUAGUAUUUUUCAUGGGGCGCAACGCUCUGUCGAUCCCAGGCUCUGCAGAUGACCCUACACAAUAGCAGCAUUCCAGAAAGAACCAUUUAUUCAGUUGGCUCACAAACUCUGGAAGAGGUUUACAUGAGGGGAUGGCUUUACUGAACAGAAGCUCCAACAAAAAUGUUGGAGUAAGAGAAAAAAAAUAACACAAGUGUCCCUGAGGCAAAAAAAAAAGUGUAUUGCAACAACUAUAGCUAUAGAUUUCUAGUUAGGUAGAAGUCAAUACGAAAGUCUUUUCUUGCGCACUUACGAAAUGUUGGUUGUCUUAUUACAUUUCAUUAAGGGUUUCAGAAGAGAGUCUUCCUAUUUUCCUUACAGUACGGUUUACUCACUCCUUUCUGAGCUUCCGGGAUUUCAGAGAGUAAAGACUGAUUAAAAAAAAAAACUAAAUUGGUAGGCGCGCACUGAAUGCGACGAAAUAUUUUGGAGGCGCUGUGGAACAAUGAUUUAUCGAUUGGGGGGGUUUAAUGUUCCUCAGCAAUAAAGGCAAUGAGGAGCGGUGUAGUGACUGGCUCCUUAUGUUGAAGAACCUGGGGUUCUUAGACACACCUCCAAAAAACAGCGUAUGAGUAUUUUUGCGAACUGUCCAAAGUGGAGUGCGGAAUGCAAUAAAAAAAAGCCUGGAACAGUUUCCUCGGUGUCUUCAUGUGUGAUACACCGUGCAGGUCGUUUUGUGUACAGCAUUUUAGACUCCACCAACUGCACUCGGUUAGCUGUGUCGCCUCAUUGAUAACGUAGUGAUUCUAUGCUGCAUAUCGUAGGUGUAUAGAAAACUGGACGCUGUACGGUAUUGGAACUACUUCACGUUUUUGUCUCUCUGUCUUGGAAAUACACAUACACGCACGCAAACACCUACCGACGCACCGAGUCGCGCGUGCACGGAUAUACUCUAUUUUCGCAGAGCCAGCAUUCUGCAGUUGCUUCAGUUUCGUAUCACAUUUGCGAGCACAACUUGUCGAAGUUGCGGAAGUUUAGUUCACAAUAACGCCGACGUGCGCGUCAUGUGCGGCAGCGACACUAUGUAACAUUGUCAGUUUUAGUGACCGACGCGUUCCGCCAUAUAAAUUACAGAUGGCGCCACGCUUUCGUCGCAGCGAAAUCGAGAACUUCGUGCGGCGUCGGCGCCGACGAAGUGAACAUCCACUUUAUUGUGAAUAAAAGAGACAGGUGAUGCUCGCAAAUGUGAUAAUAAAGUGAAGCGACUGCAAGAUGCUACUUAUUGCAAAAUUUGAGCGGGAAUCAGCCAGUGGUGUAGCCUGAAGCGUCAUGUACACGGUCACAGUCUUAAUUACGCAACAUUGAGUACGCACGAGACUUUUUGGUUUUCGCUGGUAUAGUUUCUCCCUGAAUUGUGUAGACUUCUGGCGAGUUUCCUUUGGCGUAGGCGUGAAAAGCGCCUCUGCGAAUAUGUUGCUGAGGCAAGGACGGUGGCGGUACUCCGAAACGAACAACAGAUUGCGCAUGGCCUGAAACUGCGCCCAACGCAAAAGCGCUUGUUCUCAAAAUUCAAAGCGCCACAGUUUUACGUUGUUCUCCACGUAGCGCAGGCUCUCACAGCGGAGUUUUGCUGGUUUUACGCGCGUCUCCGAGCACAAGUUGUAGUACUGGUCGCAUAGUUUUCUGGGCAAACCAGCACGGCCUUCACUUUACAACAAAACAACAUUCACGGUGUGUGUGUAUCAUUACACAAUGAGGUAGUCCCGACUCCACACGUCCAAUAGCUCUAGCAUGGGCUUGUAGAGGAUCUCGUAGACGUGGAAGCCGAGCACGAAGUCCAGGUGGGAGAAGUUCGGGUCGGGAACUAUGUAGUCGUAGACCAGCACGUGCCGGAGGUUGGCACGGAGAGCAGCCACGUCUUCGGGAGGCGCCAGGUAGUCGGCGAGGCUGGAGAACAUGGCCACAGGUACCCUGACGUUUGACAAGUCAUAUGUUGGUGCGACGGGCUGCGGCGAAAAAAAAAAAGAAAAGAGAGCAAUAUUUCCCGGUUGUGUGUAUAAGAUGCUUAGGGCAACUGUGUGUGCAACAGUGAGUCAUAGAAUCCGCGAAAAAGGCAUCAACUGCACCAAAAUGAUGCAGAGCCAGGACACACGAUAAAUUGGGAAGCCAGUGAGAUCAUCGCCAUCGAGAGAAAUUUCUGUCUAGAAGUCUUCAUUUGGCAUGAUACGUCAUUAACACUAUACCGUCCUAAGCCUUACUACAUGACUUCAAAUCCGUUCAUUUUUACUUGUUUGCAGUUGACACGAAACUUUUCAUGUUGUUGAAGCGACGAACUGUUAUCAAUUUUCCGUGAUUGCUGGUCAGUGUGGGUAAAAUUUAGUAGGAGGGGCGAUAUUGGAGACAAAACACGGCCCUUCUGGACUCGAAGAAAAAAAUUAAACAAAUUCUCCAAGCCCCACAGGAACAUAAAAAGGUACUUACCGACAUCAAACGCGACCAAAGUUCGCUUCUCAGGGAGUAACAGAAAAUGGCAGCGUAAUAAACAAAUUGAGGAGAGGUUAUCUGACAUUUAGUCAUCCCUCCCAAAAAUGGCCGAAGCACAAGAUGCGGUUUCUGAUUUAACUGAGUAAGUAACUGGACUCUCUAGAAAGAUCGAUGACAAUCGAAGAUUGAAUGGCAGGAUAGGCUGACACCCUUUCACCACUUGUACGUGUCACUUCAUCACAUGAUCGCAUUCUCUGUAUACUGAAUCACUUGUUGAAAAAAAUAAACCAGUUGUUAGUCUGCG
Dermacentor andersoni is the source of this 8665-nucleotide messenger RNA. Its product is annotated as bestrophin-4-like. Lineage: Eukaryota; Metazoa; Arthropoda; Arachnida; Ixodida; Ixodidae. The record is from RefSeq and is a predicted model, not a curated record. Gene Ontology annotation, molecular function: chloride channel activity.